Ixodes scapularis (black-legged tick) is the source of this 2385-nucleotide messenger RNA. It is a transcript of the gene ThrRS, whose product is annotated as threonine--tRNA ligase 1, cytoplasmic. The transcript is spliced from 17 exons. Lineage: Eukaryota; Metazoa; Arthropoda; Arachnida; Ixodida; Ixodidae. Gene Ontology annotation, cellular component: cytoplasm. Gene Ontology annotation, molecular function: ATP binding; threonine-tRNA ligase activity. Gene Ontology annotation, biological process: threonyl-tRNA aminoacylation. Bases 173 to 2335 code for a protein of 720 amino acids. The record is from RefSeq and is a predicted model, not a curated record.
AAUCGUUUCGUUUCACUUUCCGCUUCGCUUUCCUUUCACUUUGCGCCGAGUGGACCGAGCAGCAUGGCAGCCAACGUGUCUGACGCAAUGGAAUCUAUGAGUUUAGGCGACCACGAAAAGGCAUGGACCUUUUAACAGUGACCCCGAUUUUCUGACGCACUCGCGCCUCGUAAUGUUGGUCCCUUCAUUUCGGCACGUUUGUGCGAAACGCUUUGGUUACCACCUUGUCUCCGUGCGUGCUUCAUGCCGGGUCGGCAAGGCUGGUGCCGGCAAAGCGAAAGCUGAGGUCAGGGCGCCUGCCCAAGAGAUGAAGCCGUGGCCCGGGUACAUAGAGGAGCGCAUCCGCCUCUGGGACGAGCUGAAGGCGAAGCAUGAUCGGGAGCUGGCGGCCCGGGCGAGCGAGCCGAUCAAGGUGACCCUGUUGGACGGACGGGUGCUGGACGCACAGUCGUGGAAGACCACCCCGUACACCCUCGCCGCAGAGGGGAUCAGUAAGGGCCUGGCUGACAGCGUGGUGAUUGCCAAGGUGGAUGGCGUGUUGUGGGACCUGGACAGGCCCCUGGAAGCUGACUGCUCUCUGCAGCUCCUCAAGUUUGACGACCCCGAAGGGCAGCAGGUGUUCUGGCACUCGUCCGCCCACAUCAUGGGGGAGGCCCUGGAGCGCAUCUACGGGGGCUGCCUGUGCUACGGUCCCCCGAUCGAGGGGGGCUUCUACUACGACAUGCACCUGGACGGGGGCCAGGGCGUCUCGGCCGUGGACCACCCUUCCAUCGAGCAGCUCAUGCGCUCCAUCGUCAAGGAGAAGCAGCCCUUCGAGAGGCUAGAGCUGCCCAAGGAGGAGCUCCUGCGCAUGUUCCAGUACAACCCGUUCAAGGUGCGCAUCCUCCAAGAGAAGGUGACCACCCCGACGACCACGGUGUAUCGGUGCGGUCCCCUCAUCGACCUGUGCCGGGGACCCCAUGUGCGCCACACUGGCAAGGUCAAGGCCCUGCAGGUCACCAAGAACUCGUCGGCCUACUGGGAGGGCAAGGCGGAUGCGGAGGCGCUGCAGCGGGUGUACGGCAUCUCCUUCCCGGACGCCAAGCAGCUCAAGGAGUGGCAGAAGUUCCAGGAGGAGGCCGCCAAGAGGGACCACCGCAAGAUCGGACGGGAGCAAGAGCUGUUUUUCUUCCACGAGCUAAGCCCUGGGAGUUGUUUCUUCCAACCCAACGGUGCCUACAUCUACAACACCCUGGUGGACAUGAUCAAGGCUGAGUACAACAAGCGAGGUUUCCAGGAAGUGGUGACUCCCAACAUGUACAACAGCAAGCUUUGGCUCACCUCUGGUCACUGGCAGCAUUACCAGGAUAAUAUGUUUUCCUUUGACGUUGAGAAGGAAACAUUUGCCCUCAAGCCUAUGAACUGCCCUGGUCACUGCCUGAUGUUUGACGUGCGACCGCGCUCCUGGCGGGAGCUGCCACUGCGGAUGGCGGACUUCGGGGUCCUUCACCGCAACGAGCUGUCCGGGGCACUGACGGGGCUCACCAGGGUGCGCCGGUUCCAGCAGGACGACGCCCAUAUCUUCUGCGCCUCCGAACAGAUAGCGUCUGAGAUGAAGGGCGCCCUGGAGUUCCUGAAGCACAUCUACUCCAUCUUUGGCUUCACCUUCAAGCUGAAGCUGUCCACCCGCCCAGAGGGCUUCCUCGGAGACAUAGAGGUCUGGAACGACGCCGAGAAGCAACUCGAGCAGAGUCUGAACGACUUUGGUUACCCGUGGACUCUGAACCCCGGGGACGGAGCUUUCUAUGGACCCAAGAUCGACAUCACCAUCAUGGACGCCCUGAGGAGGCAGCACCAGUGUGCCACGAUCCAGCUGGACUUCCAGCUCCCCAUCCGCUUCAACCUCUCCUACAUCAGUGAGACUGGAGAGAAGAAGCGGCCAGUGAUCAUCCACAGGGCCAUUCUGGGAUCGGUGGAGCGCAUGAUCGCGAUUCUCACCGAAAACUAUGGCGGCAAAUGGCCGUUCUGGCUGUCGCCACGGCAAGUGACCAUGGUGCCCGUGGGCCCCAUGUACGACGACUACGCCCUGGAGGUGAAGCGGCAGCUGUGUGCCGCCGGAUUCCGCUGCGACGCCGACCUGGAUCCCGGCAACACGAUGAACAAGAAGAUCCGCAACGCCCAGCUCGACCAGUACAACUUUAUCCUGGUGGUGGGCGAAAGGGAGAAGACUUCCGGCACUGUGAACGUGCGCACCCGCGACAACAAGGUGCACGGCGAGUUCUCCGUGGCGGAUGUCAUCGAGCGCUUCUCCCGGCUCAAGCGGGAGUUUGUUCCCGACUCGGAGGAAAGCUUCUGAAGUGGCUUCCCGAUCUCAGUGAAUAAAGUGCACCGGCACAGUUUUACUUA